AUGACUGAUGAAGAUGUUGUUAGUCACACUCCAACAAACCCUAAUGUUGGAGAAAACGAUCUCGACCUCAACCUGAAUGAGGAUGCUACACCAUUGUCUCCCCGUAGUGAACGCUUAAGGAAACAACUUAUGACUUUCGUUCAACAAACUUUUGAACAUCAUAAGCAUGACAUAGAAAAGGGUAAAGAGAAAGAGCUGGGUGGUCUCUCAAAACCCAAAUCUGAACGGGUCUCGUUUAAAAGCUUCAGAAGUAGUGGUGCUACUGAAUUCACUAGACUCUCUGACCCGGUAAUCGCGGUGCAGUGGCUUCAAAACACUGAAAAACUAUUUCGAAUUUCCCGAGUGAUGAAUGAGGAUAAAGCGAAUUAUGCUAGUGCAAUGUUGACAGAGCGUGCACUCACUUGGUGGGAUGCAACUUUUGAAUCCCUGACUGAAAAUGAACGAGAAAGCUUGACCUGUGAGUCUUUCAAGACUCGUUUCCGUGAGCAAUUCUGUCUGAUCGACUUGCAACGAUGGCUUGAGAAAGAAUUAUUGGAACUCAAGCAAGGGAACAUGUCUGUGAUUGAGUAUGAGACUCAAUUUAAUCGUAAGGCACGUUUUGCCUUACGAUUCUUAUCUUCUGAACAUGAUCGAAUAGAGCAUUUUGUUGAUGGUCUGAGGAGAGAAAUUCAGGAGUUUGUUAUUAAUCGUGAUAUUCCGAGUUUCAAUAAAGCUGUGGAGUAUGCUCGUCGCUGUGAACACGAUUUAACGAAAUUUGAGGAACCAACUUCUGAAUCAAAAAGGCAACAAACUGAAAGAACCUUCUCUGUACCUACUCAGUGA
Messenger RNA from Cynara cardunculus var. scolymus (artichoke), 822 nucleotides. RefSeq lists its product as uncharacterized. The coding region runs from base 1 to 822 and encodes 273 amino acids. The record is from RefSeq and is a predicted model, not a curated record. Lineage: Eukaryota; Viridiplantae; Streptophyta; Magnoliopsida; Asterales; Asteraceae. The transcript has a single exon.